Polyodon spathula (Mississippi paddlefish) is the source of this 2757-nucleotide messenger RNA. RefSeq names its product guanine nucleotide-binding protein subunit alpha-12-like. The transcript is spliced from 4 exons. The record is from RefSeq and is a predicted model, not a curated record. NCBI's taxonomy places the organism in Eukaryota, Metazoa, Chordata, Actinopteri, Acipenseriformes, Polyodontidae. Gene Ontology annotation, cellular component: brush border membrane; heterotrimeric G-protein complex. Gene Ontology annotation, biological process: Rho protein signal transduction; adenylate cyclase-modulating G protein-coupled receptor signaling pathway. The coding region runs from base 178 to 1332 and encodes 384 amino acids. Gene Ontology annotation, molecular function: GTPase activity; guanyl nucleotide binding; G-protein beta/gamma-subunit complex binding.
AUUUACAAAUAUUGCUCACGGAAGAGGUUAGCUGAUUUCAUUGAGGUCCAGGCGCUUCUUUGAAAAGACUGUUGUGAUUUAAAACUAUUUAAGCACUUUUUUUCCCCCCACCAGCAAAUGCUAACGGAUCGCUUACAAAGUGAAGACUAGUUUGUAUUUUUUUGUUCUCGCCACACCAUGUCUGGCGUGGUGCGCACCCUUAGCCGGUGCUUGAUCCCAGCUGAAGCCAGCCGGGAGCGCAGCAACAGCAAAGAACGGAGCAGGGGUCGGGAUGUGAACCUGGAGCGAGAGGCGAGACGCCGCAGUCGGGAAAUCGAUUUAAUGCUUGCCCGGGAGAGACAAUCCAUUCGCCGCUUGGUUAAAAUUCUUCUGCUUGGAGCCGGCGAAAGUGGCAAAUCCACAUUCUUAAAACAAAUGAGGAUUAUCCAUGGGAGGGAGUUUGACAAGAAAGCAUUGCUUGAGUUUCGAGACACCAUAUUCGAAAAUAUAAUUAAGGGUAUGAGAGUCCUGGUGGACGCCCGUGACAAGCUGGGUAUCCCCUGGCAGAACACUGGGAAUGAGAAGCACGGCAUGUUUGUGAUGGCCUUCGAGAACAAGGCCGGGGUGCCUGUGGAGCCCUGCACCUUCCAGCUGUACGUCCCCGCCCUGCGUGGGCUGUGGCAGGACACUGGUAUCCGCCAGGCAUACGGACGACGCAGUGAAUUCCAACUGGGUGAAUCUGUGAAGUAUUUCUUGGAUAACUUGGACCGGAUUGGGCAGGUGAAUUAUCUCCCGAGCAGGCAAGAUAUUCUGCUGGCCAGGAAAGCCACGAAGGGGAUAGUGGAGCAUGACUUUGUCAUCAAGAAGAUCCCUUUCAAGAUGGUGGACGUGGGCGGCCAGCGCUCGCAGCGGCAGAAGUGGUUCCAGUGCUUCGAUGGGAUCACCUCCAUCCUCUUCAUGGUGUCCUCCAGCGAGUACGACCAGCUGCUCAUGGAGGACCGGCGCACCAACCGUCUCGUGGAGUCCAUGAACAUCUUCGAGACGAUCGUCAACAACAAGCUCUUCUCCAACGUCUCCAUCAUCCUCUUCCUCAACAAGAUGGACCUCUUGGUGGAGAAGGUAAAGAGUGUGAGCAUCAGCAAGCACUUUGCUGAUUUCCAUGGCGACCCAAACCAGCUGGAGGACGUGCAGAGCUACCUGGUUCAGUGCUUCAACAAGAAGAGGAGGAACCGCAGCAAGCCCCUCUUCCACCACUUCACCACGGCCAUAGACACGGAGAACAUCCGCUUUGUCUUCCAUGCUGUCAAAGACACCAUCCUGCAGGAAAACCUGAAGGACAUCAUGCUGCAGUGAUUGCCGGCACCACUACACGUCUUUCUUUUUUCUUUUUUUUUUUUUUUUGUAUUUAUGUAGGUUGCUUUUCUGUGUGCCUUAAAAAAACAAACAAAAAAACUAAAUUGACCUUUUUCUUUCAAUUUUUCAGGAUUGUGUAUUUAAAAUAAAUAUAUUGUACACCUGUUUCUGGAGAAACGUCUUUAGCGUGUAUAAGCAGUUUUAGCAACGAAUGCACUGAGCUGUACUGUACCUGCAGACACAAGCUCCACAGUGGGGGGCGGGGGGAAAUCCACCUGCGCGUGACAGACUGUCCUGUCCUGACUAGCAGGGGCGUAUUGAUAUAACUUAGUAGAACAGUGGUGCCUACAGUUGUGUACCAACAAAGAAUGAAACUUCGGUUACAUCCACAGGGUGAUUUUUAAACAAUGCAUGACAGGUAGUUUUACCGACUUACAGGACAUUAGGCCAGACUUUACAACUAUUACUCCUGAUGUUCUGGACAACGUCCUAGCUAAUCAAAAAACAACCAUACCAGGCCAAUGGCUGAGUUCAUCUGAAACAUGUUCCGUAAUUGUUGUCUUUCAUCACAUGGUGCAUUGCUUAUAAAUGACUCUGUAUAAGGAGGUUAGAUCUUGGUGAUGGGACUGCACUAUUAAUACUUUCUAUGUAUUUCUAAAAUGCGUUAAAUUAUGGGGAAGCAAUUUGCGAUUUUGACAGGGUUACGGUGAUUGCUCAAAAAACUGUUAAAUUAAUUGAGUGCCACGUGGUGUUUUUAUAACCAUGCCUUUCCAAAGAAAGUUGUGUGAGGAGUGCAGAGACACCCUGGAAAAGUGUAUUUGCACUACUGUUGAUCAGUUGCUAUCAACCAUGUUGUUUAAAAGUAGAAAGUUAUGCUGUACAGUGACCAAAAGGAACACAAGUAAUGCUGUGUGAUUCGCCAAUGUUCAAGGAAACAUGCAGUUAGUUUGCUUGGAGCACAGAAGGCUUUUUAACAUCAUACUCUGCAAUAACAUUUUAGACUUCAGUCCUGGCACGCUGCUCUGCGGGAAACCAUUUUUAUGGGAAUGAAAAAAGUAAUAACUGUUCUUUUUAUUUAUUUUUUUAUUUUAUGAAGUGCCUAUUCAUUUUCACUCUGAUUUUAAAAGUCUAGCCACGUGCACUUGUAGACCAAAUAAAAAGACUUCAAACUGAAACUAUGCGAGCAUAAUAAUAAUGUAGUGCAAGUAGUUAGAAUUACAGUAACAGAUGAAGCAGGGCACUGCUGACUCCUAAUUAUUUCACCACGUGCCUUGUACUGAAUGCUUAACUGAAAUUCAGUUCCAGUCUAGUCUAAUCAGAUAGGAUGACUAUUCUGACAAAAGAACAUUGAAAUUAGUAACCCAAGUAUUUAGUAAGAGAUUAAGUGGCUCUGUAACUUUUUUUUUUUUUUUUUUUGUGGUGGUU